Rhipicephalus sanguineus (brown dog tick) is the source of this 4590-nucleotide messenger RNA. RefSeq lists its product as uncharacterized. Lineage: Eukaryota; Metazoa; Arthropoda; Arachnida; Ixodida; Ixodidae. The record is from RefSeq and is a predicted model, not a curated record. The transcript has 3 exons. Bases 53 to 1360 code for a protein of 435 amino acids.
UGUGCGCGUAUUUGCGUUUUUCGCGCGGAGAUCGGCGCGUCAUUUCGCAUUUAUGCCGAGAAGAAUGUCGUACUGCUGCAUCCCCAAGUGUAAAUCCAACGCGAAGCGCAAAGUGCCGGGCAUUUCUUUUCACGAAAUCCCCAGCGACGCCGAGGUGAGAGCCGAGUGGCUGAGACGCAUCCCGAGAAAGGACUGGGUUCCGAACACGACGUCGCGCUAUUCGGUCGUCUGCAGCAAGCACUUCAUCCCGAGCGACUUCAAAGAGGGAUGCAAGAUCCGCAUGCUGAAAAAGGGUGCGAUUCCGAGCCUGUUUGAUGUCCGCCCCGAGUCGCCCGCGAAGAGAUCUGAUGCCCCUGACGCAGUGCGCAAGCGGGAAGCUGCCAAACCGCACCCUGGUCCAGUUGCCUCUCAGCCUCCGCCCGUUGUAGGGCGUGCCGCUGUACACAGUACGGGUGACGAUAGUUCCAGCCGUCAUCCGAUCCAGCCAUCAGCAUCGUCCAUGAUGUACUGUGCGAUUCCGGGCUGCUGCUCCCAAGUGGGCGUCACCAGGGACGUGGUGUUCCACGAGUUCCCAUCCAACGCGGAGCGUCGAGAGUCGUGGACACUGGUUGUGCGCGCACUCCGGCCACCCUCCCGAGAUUUCGACGAUCCAUGGGUGCCGUCCGAGUACGCGAAGAUAUGCAGCAAGCACUUCACGCCGGACGACUACAUACAGGCCCGCAAGAAGCGUUACCUGGCGCCCCACGCUACGCCCUCCCUGUUCCUGGAGGCAUGGGACGCCCAAACGCCUGGUCACCGUGGCCGGCCCAGGAAGCAACGGCGAGCCAGAGAUAGCUCUUCGACCGUCGUUGUCAACGAGUCACUGAGCAAGGCAGAGUCUAGCGAGAGGCCUCCAAUCAGCACUACUACAACACCCGUGGUCAUACGUCAUCUGCUGGGGGACAGUUCGCACUCUAAGCGCGACCACCAGGGCACAACUGACUCCGUCUCGAUGCGGAUUUCAAACGUGGUUUCAAGCGGAUAUGCCGACGUCAGGCUUAGCGCCGAAACUCUGGAGCCCAGUGAGAACGCGGACCCCCACGUUAGGCUUGGUGCCGUGAAUGUGGUGGGAAGUCGUGACCAACAAACACCCGACGUUGUACCGCUGCUAGGCAGCCGCGCCGUGGCGUUGUCCAUUGGUUGCCAGACGCAUGUGACGGGACUAACAAUAGAGGCCUACGAGGAGCAGAUACAUUCACUGAAGAAUGAGUGCAAGAGACUGCGGGCGGAGUUGUGUGCGCUGCGUUGUCUUGGUGUGAACACAAUAUGCGGUGGCAGUGUGACAAGUAAGCACUCGGCAAAUUUGAAUACAAAUAUUUAAAAGCUUUUCUUUCCUGCGCUCAAAACUGCACCUCAACUUUGGAAAAUGUAGAACAGCAACAUGCGUCUAAUUAUUUGAAAAUGGAAUGAGUAGAAAAUUUUUCAACACUUAAAAAGCGUUGAGACAUUAUGCUGAGCUUCGGGUCCCAAAAUGACAUGUGGUAUAACGGGAAAGCUACAUUUUUUGAUGGUGCUUGUGCCAUCGUGACACACGUAGCCUGCCCACCUCUCGCCGACAGCUGCAACUCAACAAUCGACUUAGCGGAAUCCAGUUGUCUCUGAGCCUCGAUAUCGCAGCGAUUGCUAAUUGUGUUUUUUCACUGGUCGAUCCGGAGCAGGAUUUUUUGCUCCAUGGUGGUGAAUCGGUGUUUCACUGGUCCAUUGGGAGUGGGUUCGCACGUUCCACUGGUCGUUUCAGAGCAACUUGCUCCGCGCCAGAUUGCUCUCACUUGCUCCGCCGCCAAGCCGCUGAUUCGGGCGGAAACAGAAGGAGCAGCAUACGUCACUUUCGUCGUUGUGCGAGCAACCGCGGUCGCUCUUUGCAGCGGCAGCAGAAGUUGCUAUGGAAACAUGCAGAGCGGAAACAGGAAUAGUUUCUGGAACUGGUUUACGUGACUUGUGCAUAAAGAGCUUCCGCGUGAUCUCAUUACAAGUGCUCCCGCAUUUCACUGGCAGAUUCGGCUGCCGCUCUGGAUCGGAAAAUUUGAAUACAAAUAUUUGAGAGCUUUUAAAUGCUUUUUUUUGCCUCCAUUCAAAACUGCGCCCCAGCUUUGGAAUGUGUAGAACAGCAAUGUGCUUCUAAUUAUUUGAAAAUGGCAGAUUCAGCUGCCGCUCUGGAUUUUCCAGAGAAAAACGCCAUAAGCCAUGGAAUUUGCUGUAUUGCUGAGUGAAAAAUCGUGCCAUGUGAAAUGACCUUCAGAAGGCUUGUUUGGCAAUAACUUUUCUGCUCUUCAGCAAUCCUCACCUUUAGGUUUUUUGCUCAAGAUGUUCGUUAGCCAGGACCACUGGUACGAGGAGGUACAGUAUACACGGAUUGAAACACAUAAUAUUUUUCAGUAUAACAACUACUAUGAGCAAUUGCUUGUGAUAACUGGGCGAUGCCACUAAAAAUCUUCAUGCUAAAGGUAACGCUGGCUCUGAUGUAAGCAUAUUCGAGUCAAAAUUAAGCCAAUAUCAAACGAAAUGUAGACACUGAAAACGAAAAUAUGAGCAUUACUGAGCCCCAAAUUUUUGCGUUUCAAUCUGUGAGUACAGUACUUCUACAAAUGGCGUGAAAAAUGGGACAGAUUAUAAGUAGUACGCACAGUGAAGGCACCAAUUUGUGUGUCAGGACGUAAAGGAAGACGCUCACCAAAUACAAAAAGAACUUUAAGAUAAAAGACUGCUCCUGCACAGGGGCCUAACCAUUGUGAACAAGGCCCCAAAAAAGGUACCAUCCCAAUACAAAAUGAACUUUCAAAUAAAAAUGUCUUUUAUUUUAAAGUUCACUUUGCAUUUGGUCGGCAUCUUUUUCUUUACCUUUGAUCAUGAUCACUCCCGACCAAACGAGUUUUUGUCGAGCUCUUGAUUUCAUGAAUCGUGUGACCCUUAAUCUCUGUCCCGUUUUCGCGCUGUUUGCUGUAGUAUUCCUUCUUCCUGUCAUCCCAGAAGUAAAUGACUCGUGCAAGUUUCCUUGCGUCAAAUAAAAUUGAGCGUUCAACAGCAAUCUGUCCACACAAUAACAUUUUAUUUGUAUCACCAACACCAAAAAGGUGAUAUUGGUGGACACAACAAAAGCACAUACAAAACUUGCAUAUGCCAGCAUCCCGCAAGACGUCUCGCGCCGGACGCCGAACGGCUGCUGAGUAAAAGGCAUCGGCGGCACCGCGCCUGUCGUUUUGAAGGCUUUACCAGCACCGCGUCAUUUGAGCAGCAGUUGACGCACAGCACGAGAGUCCAGCGAUAGCGGCAACAACGGUGAAACACAGGCGGUUGGGAAAGACAAAAUGGGAACAUACAUUGUAAAUACAAAGCCUUCUUUGUUAAAAAAAUACUAGUCCAAAAACUAGGGGACUUCCUACAACAUCCAUGAGGAGAUCAGUGGGCACAUAAUGUUCAACCCAAGACGAAGGCGAUUCACGUUAAUUGGCCUACAGCUAUGUCCAUUACAUUUUUUUGCUAACGCUAAAAAAAAUGGAAGUUAGUUGAAUGCCAGUACGACUGCCAGUGCGACUUGAAAAACAGUGCACAUGCUCAUUCAGUUUCUAUAGCUUCCCUUUCAAGCAGGCUCCAUGUUUACAGCUUGUGUUUAACAAUGUACGCUUGUGAGAUCACAGUUUCAAAUGAAAGUUGAUUACACUUCCUCGAGUCUGCAAAAUUGGGGAAUCUCGAAGAGUUUGCACUUAUCUGCCUGUUGUGAGAUGAAUUUUGAAUUGUUUCUUGUCACAUCAAUAUAAUCGGACACAACUUGAGAAGGCAGGAAAGCCCUGUCCAGAUUACUGAAGUGCGACUGCCAUAUGUCUCCACGACUAAAGAAAUGGUAUUGUUCGUGAGCCAGACAAUGAAGUCACCGGUCGUCACCAGCUUACAACAUCGGUCUAGUGUGCAUGCACAUUCAUGCACCUUUUGCGACUCCAGUCACUAGACUGACGUCUAGUGUGCAGGCUCAUACAUCUUUGGUGAGGAAGUGUCGCUGCCUUCUAAAGUUGCAUUUGACUAUAGAGGCAAACAUGCAGUCAAACUGAAGUCAACUAAUAGUCCAAAACAUCCAAGGUGUCACUGGCACAUCGCUGGUGGACAGGGUUCAAUCGGACAAUAUUGGCGUAAACGUCGUGGCAUACGCGGACAUAACACUUUCCGUUUACAAUUCUUAACAUGUAGUCAACAACCGACACGCCCAGAAAAGCUCGAAUGGUGCCCUCACAGUACACCAGGCACGUUGUGGAUCACAUUCAGGGACGGUCUGCCAGUGGCUGAUCCGCAGGCAGCGGUGACGAGAUUACGCUGUAGUCGCUUUUACAGACAGGCUUGGACAACGUUUAGGACAGGUUGCAGCGAUACAGGAGGCCCAUAGGCUUCGGCUUUUGGUCCAGGUGGCCGUCUGGGGCAUCCCUGGCAUUCGUCGCGUCCGUAGAACCUGGCACUGAAGCGAAAGCAAUGGCUCGACGAAUGUCCGCAGAAGGCGACAAGAAGGAAGGGAGGUGUACAUCAUACAUGCCGACAAGCAUGGGUGGCAUCCGAAAAGUGGCUAUA